This is a messenger RNA of Bursaphelenchus okinawaensis, 4301 nucleotides long. The record is from the annotation of a GenBank genome assembly. Lineage: Eukaryota; Metazoa; Nematoda; Chromadorea; Rhabditida; Aphelenchoididae.
AUGUUUUUGGACUUUUUAUUGGUGACCAUCGUAGGUAAGUAUUUUUUAAUAGAGGCUAUAAAAGUCUGAUUUUGACCACUAUUAUUAUACAACUCUGCCUUUUUACAUUUACAACAGAAAUCAUGAUGUUAUUUUAGUACCGAUUUUGCCUAACCACUUACUACAGAUUGAGAACUCUAAGAUUAUACCAUAUUUGGACGAUGCAAGGCAAGAACUUAACGUUAGCCGCAAAGAUCGUCAGCUAAACCACGAAGAGUUUGCUGCCAAUAACAUACCAUUAGCAAUGUUAAUGAGCUCAAAGGCGAUUGCUCAGAUACCAACUAGUUUGAUUGUAUCGCAAAUUACUUAUAGGUAAUGUUUUGAGUACUAUGAAGAUAAAAAGACAACUGACAUAAAAAAUUUAUAUUUAACGUUGGUUUUCGCUAAUUUUUAUUCGUAUUUUUUUAAAUUUUCUAGAAUUUUUUAUAUCUUUUUUUUUCAGAAUUGGUUACGACAUUCCGUUAUUUGGUGGAUUUGCUAUCUUCACAUUAUCUUCACUGAUAUUUGCUUACAGUACUACAUAUAACAUGUUAUUGUUUGGUCGUGCAUUCAGCGGUGUUGGAUCCGGAUUUGCGGCAACGUCUGGAAUGGGAAUGGUAGCUAACACAUUUACUGAUCAAAAAGCGCGAAGCAGAGCGAUAGCAAUUGUAUUUAGUGGCAUUGCUAUAGGCAUUCUGCUUGGACCUGUAUUUGGUGGUUUACUUUAUCGUAUCGGCGGAAUAAGGCUGCCUUUCCUUAUUUUGGCUGGACUAUCUUUUUUUGUUGGACUGGUUCAACUGUUUGUUUUAAAACCAAAAGUUUGUAAAAUACGUCCCGAGCACACUGAUUAUUGGAAAUUGCUUUGUGAUCCGUACUUAAUGCUAACAACAGUGGCAAUCUUUAUCAACAACUGGUCGUUUUCUGCUAUUGAGCCUACCAUGCCUUUGUGGAUGAUAGAAAUGUGGAACUCAAACUCGGUUGAGCAAGGAUUGGCCUUUCUACCAAGUUCAUUGGCAUAUUUGGUGUGGACAUUUGUCAACAAAUACGUUGUAAAAAAACUAGGACAAUGGGCAUCGUGUAUGGCAGGGUUCUUAAUAUUAGGUGCUGGUUUAAUUGUUGUAAGUUUCUUUAUAAGGUAAAUAUUAUACACAAUAUAUUUUAUUUAUUCUUAUGUACAGGGUGUCCCAAGAUUUUUGCGGAAAAGUAAAAGCUUGUUUCUCGAAAAGUACCAGUCCAAAUUGGACGAUUCUUUUUUUAGUACACUUGAAAUUGCGGGCGGAUUUGGUAUUGGUACUUCGUUUUUUGAUAUUCGGCGGAUGGUCGGCGGAGGCCGGCGGAGGCUACUUUUUUGCUUUGACCAAUCCAAAACCUUCAUUUUUUGGUUCCUAUGUCACCUGCUGAUUCGUCAAAACGCUUUCCAAUCAAAACAUGUCUUUCCCUGCAUCGGCGGACGACCGGCGGAGAAAAACGGCGAAGGCCAUAACUCCGCUCAAACUCAAUAUUUUUUCACCGGACAAAAAAUGGAAAUGUUAGUUUAAGCUUUUUAAUACAUUUAAUCAAGUUUACAGUUCAAAAAAAUUUCAUCGGCGGACGAUCGGCGGAGAAAAUCGGCGAAGGCCGUAUCUUGGUCAAUUUUUAAUAGUUUUUCUUCGGGAAACAAGUAAAAAUGUUCUUUUAAAGCUUUUUAAUCAUUUCAAUUACGUUUAAAACUCAAAAAAUUUCUUAAAAAUAUUAUUUUUUUUAUUUUUUUAUUUAACUUUUUAAAACUAUUCCGAUAUUUUUUAUAAAAAGUUUAUUAACAAUAACCUAUAUAACAACAACGCUAACUAAUGAGAUUGUUCAUCGUUGGUUGCUGGGUAACUCCUUUCCACACUUUGACCACCAACAUCAAGACACCGUCGCAAUCGCUUCGGAUAGUUGCGCAAAGCUGCGCGACACAUUUCCACUGAAAUCUCCGCAACCACAUCGCGAAUUUUUUGCUUUAGUUCGCGUAACGACGCGACUUGAACACUGUAUACUUUUGCCUUCACGUAACCCCAAAGGAAAAAAUCCAUUGGGGUUAGAUCGGGCGAGUUUGCCGGCCAAACGAACGGAGGAGGAGCGCCGCGACUAUCCCGACCCAUCCAGCGACCCGGCAGAUGGGUGUUCAAAAACUCGCGCACAACUAAGCUAUGAUGAGGCGGAGCCCCCUCAUGCAUGUACACCAAAGUAGCUAAAAAGAUAUAAAUUAGUAUUUUGCUUGUUUUUCGUACCUGAAUUUGGCCACUGUAGAAGCUGUGGCAACACAUCUUGCUCUAACAGCUCCAAAUAACGUGCCCCGUUAAUGUUUUCAUCAAUGAAAAAAGGCCCCACAACCCCGUUCUACCCGAUGGCUGCCCACACAUUCGUUUUGGGAGAAUGCAGCGGCUCUGAUACACACCAGUGAGGAUUCUCUUUAGCCCACCACCUUGAAUUUUGACGAUUUAAGCGGCCAUGGAUAUGAAACGUGGAUUCAUCGCUAAAAACUAGCUCUUCCAAAAACGCCUCGUUGUUUUGCAGCUGCUCAAGCAUAACAUUUGAAUGCGAUAAACGUUGUACUAUGUGCCUUGGCAAGAUUUCUUGCACUUUUUGAAGUUUGUAUGGGUGGUACCCAUCUUCGCGCAAUUUCCGACUACAUGUACUCUUCGAAGGUAUACCCUCAAAACGGCUCAAUUCUCUUACAGAUAUUCGCGGAUUGUCGGCAAUAGCAUCCCCAAUUCUAGCAACAACUUCAGGAGUGGCAACAAAGCUAAAGAAAUGUUAUUUUGUUAGUUGUGCUUACUUUGUUUUCACUUUUUCUUUUCUGAGGCAGUGGCGACGACUACGAAACUCGAUAACCCAGCGUUUAAUAGAAUCUGCUGAUGGACAGGGUGUACGAGGGCUACGGGGGUGAUACACGGCCAUGUACUUUCUACGAACGCUUUCAGGACUUUCCCCUAACUUAAAAUACCAUUCAACACAUUCUCUCUUAACAUCAGCACCCCAAACCAUUUUUUCUUGAUCAAAGAGUUUUAAAAAAAUAAAAAUAAUACCAAGUCAGAAUAGUUUCAACUAUGUUUUUAUGGUUUUAUUUGAAAAAUACAUGAUCUCUGUCGAUCGAAAGUAAUCUUAACUAUUUUUUAAAAACUUCACUAAUUUCUGAAUUCGUAACAGUUAGGUAGAGAAGGACCUUAGGGUACCAGCAACUUUUUUCCGAAGAAAAACUAUUAAAAAUUGACCAAGAUACGGCCUUUGCCGAUUUUCUCCGCCGAUCGUCCGCCGGUGAAAUUUUUUGAGUUUUAAACGUAAUUGAAAUGAUUAAAAAGCUUAAAAGAACAUUUUUACUUGUUUCCCGAAGAAAAACUAUUAAAAAUUGACCAAGAUACGGCCUUCGCCGAUUUUCUCCGCCGAUCGUCCGCCAAUGAAAUUUUUUGAACUGUAAACUUGAUUAAAUGUAUUAAAAAGCUUAAAAUAACAUUUCCAUUUUUUGUCCGAUGAAAAAAUAUUGAGUUUGAGCGGAGUUAUGGCCUUCGCCGUUUUUCUCCGCCGGUCGUCCGCCGAUGCAGGGAAAGACAUGUUUUGAUUGGAAAGCGUUUUGACGAAUCAGCAGGUGACAUAGGAACCAAAAAAUGAAGGUUUUGGAUUGGUCAAAGCAAAAAAGUAGCCUCCGCCGACCAUCCGCCGAAUAUCAAAAAACGAAGUACCAAUACCAAAUCCGCCCGCAAUUUCAAGUGUACUAAAAAAAAGAAUCGUCCAAUUUGGACUGGUACUUUUCGAGAAACAAGCUUUUACUUUUCCGCAAAAAUCUUGGGACACCCUGUAUAAACUUUAAUAAAAAUAAUUUUUACAGAUGCCUUAUUCCGGUAGCUUCUACUACCUCCUAAUUCCUUCCGCUUUUCUUGGAGUCGGAUUUGGGCUUGUUGGUCUUAACACUUUCCCUUUAAUGGGCCAUAUUGCUGACCUUCGUCAUACGAAAAUAUACGGUUCAGUUUAUGCAAUUGCAGACGUUUCCUGCUCACUAGCAUUUAUUUCGGGGCCUAUGGUGGGUGGUCCUACAUCGCGCUAUUUUGGAUUUCAUAAGUAAGUGCUGUAUGUAAUUAUAUCUUAAAAUAUGAAAUUACAGUAUGAUGGUUGCCCUUGGAAUUGUAAAUAUUAUGUUCGCGCCACUAAUGAUUUUUCUGCGAAAAUUGGAAGAAUCAAAGAGUCAAUUAACAUUGACAAGUAGUAGUUCAACUUGCAAUACCUUGAAAAUAGAAUCAAUUCAAGAUUCGAAUUUAAAAUUAUAA